Molecule: messenger RNA, 3636 nt
Organism: Neospora caninum
Lineage: Eukaryota; Apicomplexa; Conoidasida; Eucoccidiorida; Sarcocystidae
Exons: 8
Coding region: 1-3636 (1211 amino acids)
Source: RefSeq, a predicted model, not a curated record
AUGUCGUCCUCUCUUUCGUAUAGCGGCAGCAUGGCCUGGAACACGGGGCUCGAUGCUUUGGAGUCCUCUUCGGUUCGUCGAUAUGAACGCAGCGGAGUCGCAAAGAGCGGUCAUGUCUCUCUGAAGCAGGAGAUCGUGAUGGGAGAGAGUGUCGUCAUGCAAAGGCCGUUCAGGCCCUCAGUCGAAGUGAGCAGACGCAGAGAAGCUGCUGUACCAAGCGAGAGGCCUACGGAAACGAAAGGCACAGACGCGCCGGGAGAGACACUCUCCUGUCUUUGUUCCCUGGAACCGAGUGCUUUCCCCGGUUACCUGGACGCCACGAAGCGAUACGGAGAAGAAGCAAAGAGGGACAACAAACUGUUCGAAACAGUCGCCAUCUUUCGCGAGGCGUCUUCAGCCUCCAAGGAUGGCUUUCGCUUUGCGGAGGUUAUGGCAGAUUCGGGAAGCACUGCUGCGGAAGGCGCAGCCUUCCGGCAAUCAGGUACCGCUUUCCGGACGGAAAACGUGGACCAACCCUCUGAAAGGUGUUUGCCGCCAACAAUCCUUGAGUCAUCGGCCACAUGCACAGAGAACACCAAAACGCUGACGGCUGAGAUGUGUGCAGUCGUCGAGAGGUCUUGUCUGAGGGCCGAUGCGUCUUAUGGAUGCGGCAACUCUCUGUCGAGUUCAGUGUUCGGUCCAGCUCUGGUAGAUACUGGACGCAAAAUAGAAGAGGAAAUUGAACAAGAAAAUCGCGCCCAACACGACUACGGGUUAUUUUGUGAGGAGAGACAGAACGCGUCAAACGAGGGGCUUUGUAGUUUCGGAGAAGACCGAGAGUGCGAGUCGGAAACGAAGGGCGGAACAGAACUUUCUGUAUCCGCUUGCUGGCGACGCACAACCUCUCCGGCCUCGAGUCCAGACUCUGGUGACUUCUGGGACGACUUGGGAGACAGAGAAGCUACUGAGACGACAUCGCCAGGUGAAAGGGACGUGACGGAGCCGAGUAUGGAAGAGACGGACGAGGAAAAACAAGUCGAACAAAGCGACAAAGCUACAGAGGAUACCCUGGAGUGCAGAGUUCGUGAGAACGAGCUGAAACCCAAAAGCGAAGACCAGCAUCACACCGGAGCGCGAAGGCGAUUCCAAUUAUCGAACACGGAAUGUGCGAGUCCGAAGGUUUGCCAAGCGCGCAUUCGUCAUCCUGAAAUUGCAGCGAAGACGCUGCAGCGGCGCUGGCGAGAGCAUUUCAUGUCGGCGGCGCUGGAGUUUGAGGCUCUGGUCCGGUGCAUUCGACAAAUUCGCAGCCUGGCCGCUGUCGAAGUCCAGCGUAUCUACCGAGGUUCCCGUCUUCGAGGCAUUCUCCGAGAAGAAAUGCACUGCCUUGUCUUGACCCUCCGUGAGGAGGACAUCGCGCAGGUGAACGGAGAACGCGACGCCUGUAGCGAGGGCCCCCGCGGCGGCCGACAGGGCGUGCGGAACGUCGAGCUGGUCGGAGCCUUCGGCGACCGACCGUGGGAAGAGCGUGUGUCGAUGCGGUUUUGCGGCGUACGGAGAUGCUACACGGCAGCACGUCCGUACACCGUGGGGCACCAUCUCUUCAAAUUUAUUGUCGACGGCAGCUACCGAUGCAGUGGGCAGUAUGCCCAAGUGGCGGACUCGGCCGGGAAUGUGAACAACUGCAUCGACGUUGCGGACCCCGUCCCUCCCGCUCUCUGUCUCGCUCCGCGGUUUCCGUGGCCACGCGCACGAGCUUUCCGGCGGACCGGGCGGAGCGCAGCGAGUGGGGGCGAUUCGCCGUUGGCGGAAGAUGCGCAAAACUGCGGUGGAUCCCCCAGCCGCUCCGACGGUUCGCAGACUGCCUCGGGUGCGCAGCGUCCUCCCCUGUCUUCCGCAGGGGCUUGGAGCCCAACUAGCGGCCGCUCUCCGAGCCCUCGCCAAGUCGACCCCUCAGCCAUCGGCCAAGCGGAUGUGGGAGACACCGCCGACGAAGGAGACAUCGAAGGUGCAAUCCCUUCUUGUCGCCUGUCAACGCUCGACAAAGAGAGCAGCAGUGGUCUCUCUCGUUUCCGCGGCUGUGAGGCCGAAGGUGAACCGGCAAGUGACACGUGUUUCGAGACGGUUCUCGAGACCGCCAGAGCUUCAAAGCCCUUUUGUUCGGGAAAUGUCCAGGAUGCACGCGUCACACGAGGUUCCCUGACUUGCCUCGCGAAGAAGCCUCUGAGUCACCGAACGCGACACAGACAGAGAGACCCAAGGAAACGAGAACUGAGUUUCGCCACAUGUCCAAGACGCAACCCUUCCGCCCACCCCGGAGAAACCGAGAGUCACCAACCACAGCAAAGCCGGCGAAGCCUCGUCACAGGCGCCUUGGUUUCCUUUCCGCCACUCUACGAGAGUGGAAAAGGAGGGUCAGUGCACCGCGAGUCAAGCGCGGAAGCGCCGCAGGUGCCGACGUUGUUGUCGCAUCCAGCUGUGUCGGCCCGAGUCGCGCCGUUGCCUGGAGAGGCGCGCGGGAGGCGACAAACGACGAGGCGUCUGGCUUUCGAGGGCCCCCGGUCGGCCCCCGUUGUUGCCUCUGGUCUUGAUGGAGGUGUUGCCUCGAGGACGCAGGGGAACGGAGCGGCACGCGAUCGCGACGAAUCGACAGGGGAAGCGCCGAACGGCGACGCAGGGAAGACGCACACAGCGAAAGGCUCGGUUCCGUGCGGAGGCAGUCCGUUGCUGCUGGAUGCCCUAGCCGCCAGCGAAAGGGACAGCCUCUCUUUGGAAGCAAAAUACGGGAGCGCAUGCACCGUUCGAGGGGAGUGUUGUCCUCCUGAACAGGACAGAGAAGAAAGCAUAAAAGGUGGAGUGUCAAGGGGAGCUAUCGACCGAGUAACUGCAAAGGCUGGCCGGGGGUCUGGAACAUCAGCGGAAGACACAGAAGGAUCAAACCUGCAAAAUGAAGCAACCCCGGGAGAAGCCGGAGGCGCUUGCGUCUGCUCUUCCUUCGACAGGGUUUCUUUUCGAACGGGUGUACCCAAAAAACACACGUCUCUGAGCGCUCCGUCCAUCUCACGACUGCGCGAGAAGGCUCUGCGGCAUAGGGAGCAAGUCUCAAGCGACUUACUCGUCCAGGGUAAAGAGCAGUUCGCCGACGCGGGUCUCUCAGCGGAAGUCGGUUCCCAGCCUGCAGGACCGGAGGGUGUUGGUGCCUCAAAACGCGGAGGGCGUCACCACCCGAAAAGGCCUGCCGACGUAUGCGCAGAUCUCGCCUUGUCGCUUGUGGAGGGAACCUGCGACCGGUCCCGGGGGAACCACGGGCCGAACCGCGAGGGGGGGACAGGCGCAGAAACGAGUGGAAAGGAGACGCUCCGCGGCCAGGAACAAGGCGCGACUGAACCGUUUGAGGUGGAGGAAGUGAAGCCGGUGCGCCGUCCGUGUGGGCGUCUGCCGCCACUUGCCUUUGAGAAACUGUUGUUCACGGCCGCUCUAAAGAUCCCGGAGAAGUGUAUCCACCCAGCGAUUUCUCACUCCAUACCGAUUGCAUGGCUUCGAGGGGUCCAAGAGGAGCCGACGAGGAAAGUUCUCUGCAGGGUGGCGGCGUUACGAGGGCCCACGCCUUCCGACAGCCCCCACCCUCGAGGCAUGCAAGAGCUCGGCGGAGGCCGGUGA